Molecule: messenger RNA, 1159 nt
Organism: Colletotrichum godetiae
Lineage: Eukaryota; Fungi; Ascomycota; Sordariomycetes; Glomerellales; Glomerellaceae
Product: nicotinate-nucleotide diphosphorylase
Exons: 2
Coding region: 200-1114 (304 amino acids)
Biological process (GO): quinolinate catabolic process; NAD+ biosynthetic process
Cellular component (GO): cytoplasm
Molecular function (GO): nicotinate-nucleotide diphosphorylase (carboxylating) activity
Source: RefSeq, a predicted model, not a curated record
AUCCGAACCGUGGCGAUUAACCUUUGAGUCUUUCAGUCAUACAAAUUCCCUCCUUCUUUCAAUCGACGACAUCCUCUUUUUCCCGACCCCCGAAACGACCCUAUCUCGUCGUUUUCCCGCUCUCUACACACGACAUCACCGUCUUAGCGAUCGAUCCGACCGAAACCCCUUCCCCCGCAAACCACAUCCACACACCACAAUGGAAGACGUCCCCCUCGAGCACGGCUCCCCAGAGCACCUCCUCCCGCCCAGCUGGAAGACAAUGGUCACAGCCUGGCUCGCCGAGGACACCCCCUCCUUCGACUACGGCGGCUUCGUCGUCGGCGACGCCCCGCGCACCGCAACCCUCUGGGGCAAAUCAGGCGGCAUCGUCGCCGGCCGGCCUUUUGUCGACGAAGUCUUUGCGCAGUGCGGCUGCACCAUCGAGUGGCACGUCAAAGAGGGGUCCCACGUCGAGCUCCGCGGCUACGGAGAUCACAACCCCAAGGGCAAGAUGCGCGUCGCGACCGUCUCGGGACCCACGCGCGGGAUCCUGCUGGGCGAGCGGGUGGCGCUGAAUACGCUGGCGAGAUGUUCGGGCGUGGCGAGCAUGACGAGGGGUAUGUUGGUGAAUUUGAGGGCGGCGGGGUAUGCUGGUGUGCUGGCGGGUACGCGCAAGACGACGCCCGGGUUCCGGUUGGUGGAGAAGUAUGGGAUGCUUGUGGGCGGUGCGGACGCGCAUAGGCAUGAUUUGAGUUCGAUGAUUAUGUUGAAGGAUAAUCAUGUUUGGAGCAAGGGGAGCAUUACAAAUGCAGUGAAGGCGGCUAAGAGCGUGGGUGGGUUUAGUUUGAAGGUUGAGGUUGAAGUGCAGAGCGAGGAGGAGGCGGACGAGGCGAUUGCGGCGGGGGCGGACGUUGUCAUGCUGGAUAACUUUACGGGCGAAGGGGUCAAGGUUGCGGCUAAGAGUUUGAAGGAGAAGUGGGCGGGGAAGAAGCACUUUUUGGUAGAGGUCUCUGGUGGGUUGACGUUGGAGAACGUCGAGAAUUACGUGUGUAAUGAUGUUGAUGUUGUUUCGACGAGUGCCAUUCACCAAGGCGUACCGCACGUGGAUUUCUCACUCAAGGUCGAGCACUAGCUGCAAUUUGUCUGACGUUGAAUUAAAUCAAAAACAUCGUGAUAC